ACGCACAUGUGUGCGAAGUGUGCACGUCGGCAUCGCCCAACUGCGUUAUGAAGAACCCGAGCUACACGUUCCCGGCGCUCAAGCUGGCGACCGCGCCACCGACGAUUGCGCCUCCAUUGGCGCCCCUCCAUUGGACGGCGGUCGCACCCGAGGAGACGCCACGCCGCUGCGCGACAGCGCUAGAGAACCCCCGAGGCAACGCGCAGAUCCCGCAAGGUAU
Molecule: messenger RNA, 220 nt
Organism: Saprolegnia parasitica CBS 223.65
Lineage: Eukaryota; Oomycota; Saprolegniomycetes; Saprolegniales; Saprolegniaceae
Exons: 2
Source: RefSeq, a predicted model, not a curated record